AUUGCUACACUCUGACGUAAUCAAACAGAGACUAGGGGUUGUGUCUGGAAUACACUACCUCUCUCAUUUCUUAAAGUAGGCCUAUUUUCAGGUUCGAUUAGCAAGCUUGUUAUUUGGCAUGAGUAUUCAGAUGUUCAUCCAUCGUCCAAUAUAGGAAUACCACAAGGCGACUAGAAUUUGACACAAUAAUGUUAAAUCGAUAAGGUUACUUAUGUUAUGAUCCACACACAGACGGAACAGCAAAAGGGACAGCCUAUAGUUCUGUAUGGAACUACAGAACCAUUAACAAACCAUGAGGUUACCAAAGUUAGCCAGUGUUUUUGUUUUCUUUGGCUGCUUGGCAGCCUACCUGAUGUUUGUUAAACGGCACUAUGAUGAUGGGAGGCCGACCAUUUCAAAAAUACCGCCUCACUUUCACCCCAGAUUGGGUUUAACAGGCAGCUCCAACAGACCAACCUCCUCAGAAGUGGUCAGCGGACGCUUCCAGUAUGGUGUUAUGUUUGAUGCUGGGAGUACUGGGACACGGAUCCAUGUCUUCAAGUUUCAACUGGAGGACAAUGAGGCUCCCAAAUUGGCACAUGAGUCAUUCAGAGCAAUCAAACCAGGUCUGUCUGCAUAUGCUGAUGAACCAGAAAAGUGUAAGAAAGGGAUCCUGGAGCUGUUGGAUGUGGCCCAGAGCAGCAUUCCCUCCUCCAUGUGGAACAACACUCCAGUGGUCUUAAAGGCCACAGCGGGCCUCCGACUCCUGCCUGGAGAGAAGGCUAAACACCUCCUGGACAUGGUCAGGGAGGUUUUUGCGGAGUCUGCAUUCCUUUCCCGAGGGGAUAGUGUGUCUAUAAUGGAUGGCACAGAUGAAGGGAUCUCUGCUUGGAUCACUGUUAACUUCCUCAUAGGGGGUCUCCACGGCUCGGACACGCCCACUGUGGGGAUGCUAGAUUUGGGAGGAGGGUCCACUCAGAUCACCUACUCUCCUCGGGAUGAGAAGACCAUCCAGACAUCACCCAUUGAUUACAUCACAUCAUUUCAGAUGUUCAACAGCACCCACACGCUCUACUCUCACAGCUACCUUGGCCUAGGUCUGAUGUCAGCGAGGCUUGCUGUCUUGGGAGGAAUCGAGGGACAGCCCUUAGAGGGCAGUGUAACAGAGCUGGUAAGCCCCUGCUUGGCCCCUGACUACUCAGGCCAAUGGGAACAUGCAGACGUUGUGUACACUGUGAAGGGCCAGAAGGCAGGAGAGCCCAUUUAUGAUUCCUGUUAUAAGAAAGUAGAGAAGAUGCUUUAUAACAAGGUGAAGCAGGCAGGAGAAGCCAAGGACAUGGAAUUCUAUGCGUUUUCAUACUACUAUGACCGAGCUGUGGAUCUGGGAGUUAUUGAUGAGAAAACAGGAGGGACAGUAACAGUCAGUGACUACAUAGACGGUGCCAAGAGAGUGUGCAAUGGAAUGAUGGUUACUCCAGGAGAGAACCAUUUCCUCUGUCUGGAUCUAACCUACAUCUCUGUGAUACUGCAAGAACUUGGGUUUUCCAAAGAUAAAGUAUUUAAGCUGGCCAGGAAGAUUAAUGAAGUGGAGACGAGCUGGGCUCUGGGGGCUACCUUCCACUACAUUGAGUCCUUCCGCCGUCAGUGAGCUGCUAGUCUCUCCUCUCAAAACAAGCCACUGUCACUGUGACAGGCCAGUGGCUGUGCUGUGAAGUAUUCUGACAAAAUGUCCUCUGAUUGUAACAGUUCUUGAUGCCAAGUUUUCAGACUGAGUUUGUAUUAUCAGUCGCCUUUGUGAGUUUAACUUUUUCGUACUGCAGGUGUGAUUGUUUUUUACUUGAAGGAAUGUUGUUUGUAUACUAAGCGGUGUUGGGGAAAAUAUUUAGUGUUUAGUAAGCCAUCAGUUACUUGAUGUAGAUAGAUAUUCCCAGUCAAAUGUUUCUUACACCAAAAAAAAUCUAUAACAGAAAGAUACAUUUGUUUUAAGCGAAUUCCAAUGAGUUAGGUCUUGCUUUUUUUUUACCCAUAUUUAAAUGUUUGAAUAGGUUGACUACACAAAAACAAGUGAAAACACUACCAGAAUUUGUAUUCAAACUACAAAGUUACUAAAACUGUACUUCACUACUCCUCAACAUUGAUAUCACUCAAGAAUAUGGGACUGGUUUAGUUUGAAGGAGCAUGGACAGGUACAUAUGGUAUUUUAAUAUAAACUUGUGCUCAAAUGUGUCUGUCUGUGUAAUGUUGUACUCUGGAAACAACUAAGCUAUUAAAGGGUCUUCAUAUAAUCAGA
Molecule: messenger RNA, 2269 nt
Organism: Esox lucius (northern pike)
Lineage: Eukaryota; Metazoa; Chordata; Actinopteri; Esociformes; Esocidae
Gene: entpd6
Product: ectonucleoside triphosphate diphosphohydrolase 6
Exons: 14
Coding region: 293-1627 (444 amino acids)
Biological process (GO): nucleoside diphosphate catabolic process
Cellular component (GO): Golgi apparatus; membrane
Molecular function (GO): GDP phosphatase activity; UDP phosphatase activity
Source: RefSeq, a predicted model, not a curated record